GUAUGCUAAUUAAAGAACACUGAGGCUUAUAUGUGCACUAGAAAAAUGCGACUUGGAGAAGAGCGAUAGAAGUGUAAAAGUUAGCACCUCUGAGGUACAAAGCGCAAAUAUACAAAUAUAAUACCAGCACCCGUCUAUGCCUGCUCCUCCUCUUAAUUACCCCCAACUAUUGGUCUAGACCUAGAACCCUAAUCUUAACCUACAAUUUUGGGUCACUCUUCCACAAUGUGACCUUAUGCUUGCUGGUGUGGUUUACCACACCAGCACCAUUUCUAUUACUCAGCAACCAAUGAGUAUUUGCAACUAGUUUCAUAUAUUUAAGCGAUGAAACUGCCAUGUAAGUGACACCAUUAAAACGCACUGCCCACCAUUCCUGUGGUCACCGUGCUAAGACUUAGCAUUUGUUGCGAAAGCUUAUUCGCCGCCCAAUAUGGAAUGUAUUUCCGGUGCCUUCUGAUUCUUAAAUACUGUGUUUUCUGUAGAAUUUGUAUACCCAUAGUGAAAUGAGCUACGACGUACUACGGAUUGACCCCAGCGAAAGGGUGUCUCUCAAGGUACGGAAGUUGAGUGUGGCCGUCAAGCUUAGGAAACGCCAGGCGAAAGACGUGGAGCUGAUGGUCGGCGAUGAGGUGGGUUCCAGCCACAUUCUUCAGAACAUCUCUUUUGACUUGCCUCAAAAUGAAAUGAUGGCCAUUAUGGGCGGAUCUGGUAGUGGUAAGACCACGCUCCUUAAUACCUUGUCACAGCGGUUGAAUGUCACCAACAAGAAGUUGGAGUUUUCCGGUUCGGUCAAUUUCUACAAACGUGAGCACUUGGUUGAGCCUCAUCACCAUAUCAGAAAUUCGUAUCUUCUUCAGGACGACUUUUUUGCACCGGGACUCACUACGUGGGAAUUCUUGAAGUUCCAAGCAGACCUUCAACUCAACAAGACUUCAAAACAGCAGAAGGCGGACCUUAUAAACCAGCUUUUGGAGAUUCUUGAGAUUCUGCACCUCAAGCAUAAGGUAAUAUCGACCUUCACCAGCCACAUAAACUUCUCGGGGGGUGAACGCCGGCGAGUCUCGAUCGCAGCCCAGCUUUUGAAACGCCCGUCGGUUUUGUUUUUGGAUGAGCCCACCACCGGCUUGGAUACCAGCUCCUCCUUGAAGUUGAUCCAGGUGCUCCGGCAAUUGAGUUCUUCAACCCUAGGCGUGACGGUGGUGUUGUCGAUUCACCAGCCACGGCCAGAGAUCUUGGAACUCUUUGACAAGAUAUGUUUGUUGACACGAGGAGGACGGUUGGUGUAUUACGGGAGUUUGGCAUACUCUUAUGACUACUUCAUGAAACUCAAUUUGCUUUCCACUGCCAGCCAGGCCCAGCCAUCGGCUUACAUAGACAGGAUCAUGGCUCUCUCCGUGAAGGACUCGUCGUCCAGAGAGAAUGAGCUUAAAACCGCUCAGAAAAUAGCCCAGUUGGUAGAAUGCUGGUCUGACGAGCACCUCGAACCAGUGUCCCCGGUGGACUUUGGCACCAACUUGAAGGUGUUUGAAACCCCUCGAAACAUGAAGAUUUCUCUUGUUUCAGAGAUCUGGGUAUUGACCAAACGGACCUUUAUCAUGACCUACAGAGACCACUACGGUCUCGGAUCAAUGGUAGGAAUCUCCUUGACGAUGGCAACUAUUUGCGGGUGGAUCUUCUACAAGCCACACCCCGACUUGGCGGGAAUUCGGUCCUACACAUCGAGUUUGUACGUGAUGAUGGAGAUCUUGGGGUUUUUACCGUUGUUUAUCGAAAUCGAACGGCUUUGGGAGUACGACGGCCUUCUUUUCUUCAGGGAAUAUACCGAGAACCAGGUGAGCAUUAUUGGGUUCAUAGUGUCUCGAAAGCUUGGGAAGUUGCUUCUAGAGGAUACAACCAUCUGCUUGGGGUUUGGGUUCAUCAGCUACUUUAUGUUUGGCUUGAGACUCAGCGUCGAGCUAGGAGGUGCAACCACAUUGCAUUAUUUCUGGAACUAUUUGGCGGUGACAGUGUUGAUUUACCUCUGUGGCAUGAGCUCGGCCUUGGCCUUCUUUGCUAUUUCGUCACUGUUCCCCAUUUGUGCCAUAUACCAGAAUGUGUUUUACCAGUUGCAAAAUAGUGCCUGCGGAUACUUUAUCAACGCAGCCACCAUGCCAGUGUACGUACGAUGGACCAAGUACAUUUGCUAUUUCUGGUACGGGUUCGGGGCCUUGACGUCCAACCAGUACACCAAUUGGGAAGGAGCCUGUCCGUAUGACGAUGAAGCCAGAUGCCGCGAGUAUACCGGCAGGUACCAGCUUGAUGUGCUUGGAUUUCCCGAAAACUGGAUAGCGGUUCCUAUCUCGAUCUUGGUGGCCUGGUAUUGGGGGUUCAAUGUUCUAGCGGCCAUCGGCUUCAAGUUCCGGAACUACGACGUGUCCAUGGCCAAGCAGAAGCAGAAUACCAUUGGCGAUGAGGAGGAAACUCACACAACCACAUUUUCUGAAAAGGACGUGGCCCCAACUCCCACCCAUGACUUGGACAAUGAAGAACGACAGGACGUCAACCUCCAGUUGGACGGAAUUGUGCUCGACGCGCUUCUGCCGGUGUUGGCAUUGAAGAAGCAACAGCCGUACCGCAUUCUCGACACCAUCACCGCCAAUUUUGACCACAACUGCGUCAACGUGAUCAUGGGACCCUCCGGCAGCGGUAAGACGUCUUUGCUAAACUUUAUUUCCAACCGGCUUAGCAAGUCUCUGCGAUUCCAGGUGCAGGGGUCCAUAAAGCUCAAUGGAGUGCAAACCAUCACCUCUUCACAGCUUUCCAAAAUCUCCGGGUAUGUGACACAAUACGAUAGCUCGUUGAUUCCUCACUUGACGGUGCGAGAAACCUUCUACUACCAGGCCCGGUUGCGGUUGCCGGCACCGCAGCACUCGAGAAUCCCGGUGGUUAUAAACACUCUUAUUCGGCAAAUGGGGCUCGUUGACUGCGCAGACACCCUUAUUGGGAACGAGUUUUUGAAAGGAGUAUCGGGAGGGGAACGGCGGCGGGUUUCCAUUGGCAUUCAAUUGCUCAGCCGGCCCAAAGUGUUGUUUCUUGAUGAACCCACGUCGGGAUUGGACUCCACCACCUCAGUGUCGAUAUUGAACUUGUUGCAAAAUCUCACGCGCGAGCACGGUACCACGAUCAUCACCACCAUCCACCAGCCCAGUGAGGCCAUUUUCGCGCAGUUUGGGUCGCUCUUGCUCUUGGGCAGGGGUGGCCACGUAAUAUACACCGGCGCCAGCCUGGGCGCAGAGGCGUACUUGCAGACAGUUGGGUUUCACAAGCCCGCUGGUGUCAAUACCGCCGACUACAUCUUGGACCUCGUGUCCCAUGGCAUUGACGAGGACAAAGAAACUGCUUCCUUAAGAAUCACAAAGUUGGUGCAAGAAUGGCAAGUGCGCGCAGAAGUGGAUUUUGCAGCCGGUGCGAUGGUGGAUGUCAAAAGGCUCAGAAAAUUGCAGCUACCCCUAAGAACUCGAUUCAGGGCCAUUUUUGCCCGACAGCUCUUGAGCUCGUUCCGGUCACGGGAUGCGUUGUUCUCUCGGUCAUUUCAGGUGGUGGCCCUAGCGGUGGUACAUACUCUCUUCUUUGCCCCUUUGAAAAACACCAAGGAAGGCAUCGAUAACAGGCUUGGACUCAUUCAGGAAGUGUUGAACUUCUACUUUAUCGGCUUGAUCAACAACUUUUCGAUCUUCCCAAUCGAACGGGACAUUUUCUUUCUGGAGUACCGAGAUGGCAUCUACAAUAAUCUCGAGUUCCAGGUGGUGUAUUUGGUGAUUGAGAGUGCGGUCGAACUCAUCACCUGUGUUAUUUUCAGUGCGUUGAUUGUGUUUGUGGUGGGGCUCCCACGGACGCCUGCAACGUUCUUUGGGAUGCUUCUCACGUGCUUUGCCAGCAUCAAUGUGGGCGAGUCGCUUGGAAUCAUUGUGAACUGUGUGUUGGCGCACGUAGGCCUCGCAAUGAACAUUCUCUCGAGUAUCAUCAUCUUGGCGGUAUUUAUGGGCGGCACUAUGGCGUUAUACAUGCCGCAGUUUUUCCGGGCGUGGAACUAUAUCAACCCAUUGAAGUACGGAGUUGGUAUUUGUGCCGAGUUGAGUUUCAGAGGAUUGCACUUUCGAUGCGACGAAGGAUGCCUGCUCAGCUCAGGUGACGCCGUGCUUGAUUACUACGGCUUGGCCAAUCACUUGCCCACAUCGGUGGGAGCACUUGUGGGGUGCCUCGUGGUGUACCGAUUACUAGCGGUGAUGGCGUGUGAAGUGAAGAUUAGAAAGUUUCUUUAGGUGUGUAUUUUAACAAAAUCACAGAUACCCCAA
Yamadazyma tenuis ATCC 10573 is the source of this 4334-nucleotide messenger RNA. It is a transcript of the gene ROA1, whose product is annotated as Roa1p. Gene Ontology annotation, biological process: transmembrane transport. Gene Ontology annotation, molecular function: ATP binding; ABC-type transporter activity; ATP hydrolysis activity. The record is from RefSeq and is a predicted model, not a curated record. NCBI's taxonomy places the organism in Eukaryota, Fungi, Ascomycota, Pichiomycetes, Serinales, Debaryomycetaceae. Gene Ontology annotation, cellular component: membrane.